Messenger RNA from Trichoplax adhaerens, 837 nucleotides. RefSeq lists its product as uncharacterized. The transcript is spliced from 2 exons. Gene Ontology annotation, biological process: G protein-coupled receptor signaling pathway. Gene Ontology annotation, molecular function: G protein-coupled receptor activity. NCBI's taxonomy places the organism in Eukaryota, Metazoa, Placozoa, Uniplacotomia, Trichoplacea, Trichoplacidae. The annotation marks the transcript as partial. The record is from RefSeq and is a predicted model, not a curated record. Gene Ontology annotation, cellular component: membrane.
AAAUUAACAAUCCAUGUCUUAUUACUUAUGAUCAUACUCAUCGGUAAUAUUACAGCGAUCGCAGUGGUUAAAUCGACCCAAUUAUUACACCGUCCAACGGGUUGGUUUAUCCUCAAUUUAGCUAUAACGAACUUUCUCUCUGGUCUAUUUCUAUCCCCUAUCAUUAUCAUUACUACAGCUACAGCGAGUCGCUGGUCGCUAGGUGAUGGCAUGUGCCAAUGGGUUGGCUUCGUUAAUAGUACUUUAUUUACUGAAUCAAUUAUUACCAUUGCCAUGAUGAGUGUGGAUAGUUACCUGGCUAUCGUUAAACCAUUUCGCUAUCAUAAAUGGAUAACACAUAAUCGAACAUUAGCUAUGCUAAUUUAUUCAUGGUUACAAUCGAUUGUUGUCUCCAUUUUACCCUUAAUAGGUUGGAGUCGCUAUACUUAUCAUCCCUCUGAAGCAAUGUGCUUUGUUGAUAUUUUUGUUGGUACAACAUUUACUUUUUUCCUCUUUGGUAUUUCAUUUAUUUGUCCAGUAAUUAUUAUUGUCAUACUUUAUAUUCUUGUCUUACGGGUUGCUGUCAAGAAAGUCGGCGAUAUGCCAUUAAUGACUAUCAAUCAACCACCACCAGAAGAAAAAGCUGUAGCCAAUAUCUUUAUUAUAUUAGGGCCAUUUUUAGCCUGUUGGCUCCCUUAUAUUAUUAUUAAUAUUUAUCGUUUAGUAAGUAAUGAUAAAAAAUUUUCACCUAUAGCAUUAUCGAUCAUAUCCACAAUGACCAUUUUAAAUUCAGCAAUCAAUCCUAUUCUCUAUCCGCGCUAUAGUAAAAAUUAUCGUAUUGGUUUAGGACGAUUAAUU